UAGCAAAGGCCAUUUAAUUUACACAACGAACUUCACAUCAAUUGAGAAUUAUAUAACUCACAUUACUUUCUCAUUCAGAAGCAGGAUCUUAGCUAGAGAAAAAGAGUGCAUUAUUCACCAUUAUAGCUGUGGUUUCAUUUUCAAGUUGACACUACCAUGGACCAAAACAACCCAAGGGUUGUCUCUUCAUUGUCUAUACUUGCAUGUCUGUUGAUUAUCACCACCUGGAGCAAUGUUGCUCCAAAAGCUGAGGCACGAGCAUUUUUUGUUUUCGGCGAUUCGCUCGUUGACAACGGCAACAACAACUACCUCGCCACCACUGCUCGUGCAGACGCGUACCCUUAUGGAAUUGAUUCUGCAUCUCAUAGAGCCUCCGGUCGUUUCUCCAAUGGCCUCAACAUGCCUGACCUUAUAAGUGAGAAAAUUGGCUCAGAACCCACAUUACCAUACUUGAGUCCUGAGCUGGAUGGUGAGAAGCUACUUAAUGGUGCCAACUUUGCUUCAGCUGGUAUAGGAAUUCUCAAUGACACCGGAGUCCAAUUCAUAAACAUAAUCCGAAUUGGUGCCCAAUUGGGGUACUUCAGACAGUAUCAGCAGAGGGUGAGUGCACUGAUUGGAGAAAAAGAGGCUCAGAAUUUAGUGAACCAAGCACUUGUGCUGAUAACUUUAGGUGGCAAUGACUUUGUCAACAACUAUUACGUAAUUCCAUUCUCUGCUAGAUCUCGUGAAUAUGCACUUCCUGACUACGUUGUCUUCCUCAUCUCAGAGUAUCGCAAAAUUCUUGUGAACCUGUAUGAAUUGGGAGCACGACGGGUGCUUGUCACCGGCACCGGACCAUUAGGUUGUGUGCCAGCAGAAUUGGCCCUGCACAGCAGAAAUGGGGAAUGUGCUGUAGAACUGCAACGCGCUGUUAACUUGUUCAAUCCUCAACUUGUCCAGUUGAUCAACCAGCUCAACACUGAAACUGGUUCUCAUGUCUUCAUUUCUGCUAAUGCCUUUGCCAUGCAUUUGGAUUUCGUCAAUGAUCCCCAAGCAUAUGGAUUUGUUACAUCAAAAGUAGCAUGUUGUGGUCAAGGAGCGUACAAUGGAAUUGGACUCUGCACUCCAGCCUCUAAUUUGUGCCCAAACAGGGAUUUAUUUGCAUUUUGGGACCCCUUCCAUCCAUCUGAGAGAGCAAAUAGACUUAUCGUAGAUAAAUUCAUGACUGGAUCCACUGAAUACAUGAACCCAAUGAACCUUAGCACAAUUAUGGCCUUAGAUUCUAGGACCUAAUUAAUGCUUCAUCACUAAGAUGGAGCCCUUGUUUACUUAAUUGUACUCCUAAUCUCUGCAAGAUAUUGUUGUUCUUGAAUGAUUAUAAGCAAGUGUUUGGUCUUGCCGUAACAUGAAUUCUGAAGCUUGUUUAACUGAAAAUUUUCUGUUUGAGUU
Molecule: messenger RNA, 1428 nt
Organism: Lotus japonicus
Lineage: Eukaryota; Viridiplantae; Streptophyta; Magnoliopsida; Fabales; Fabaceae
Product: GDSL esterase/lipase At5g33370-like
Exons: 5
Coding region: 157-1272 (371 amino acids)
Molecular function (GO): hydrolase activity, acting on ester bonds
Source: RefSeq, a predicted model, not a curated record